This is a messenger RNA of Uloborus diversus, 667 nucleotides long. Its product is annotated as serine/threonine-protein kinase STK11-like. Bases 1 to 516 code for a protein of 171 amino acids. Gene Ontology annotation, biological process: intracellular signal transduction; protein phosphorylation. The transcript is spliced from 5 exons. Lineage: Eukaryota; Metazoa; Arthropoda; Arachnida; Araneae; Uloboridae. Gene Ontology annotation, molecular function: protein serine/threonine kinase activity; ATP binding. The record is from RefSeq and is a predicted model, not a curated record. Gene Ontology annotation, cellular component: cytoplasm.
AUGUGGACGUUGCAAUUUAAAAAGUUUAAUAUCACUACUGGAAAAUAUCCUUUUGAAGGAGACAGCAUUUAUAAAUUGUAUGAAAAUAUUGGAAAAGGUGAAGUGACAAUUCCUGAAGAUUUGGACAAGUCUUUGCAAGAAUUACUUUCAGGCAUGCUACAAAAAGACCCUAAUUCAAGAAUGACUCUCAAUGAAGCGAUGGACCAUUGUUGGGUGAGAAGACGUCCUCCUGUUCUUGCAGAAUGUGUAUCAAUUCCUAAGAGAUCUGAAAAAGAUGUAUACCGAAAUAUGACUGUGAUACCAUAUUUAAAAGCACUUCAUGGUGGUGAAGAAGAAAUAGAAAGUGAAGAUGAUGAGGAUAUCUUUUACAGAGUAAUUCCAAGUACAAAUUAUGAACCAGCUGCUCAAGCUAUUGAAAGUGAGCCUUCUGCUAGUUCAAAGAAGCAUUCAAGGAAGAAAAAGCGUAAAGCAAUAAAUUGUAUUAAUGUUAGAACUGAUUUCUGCAAACAAUCAUAAUUGUGUUCAUCAUGAAAAUAUUUUGUGUAAUAUAGUUGUCCUCAUCUUGUUAUCAUCAUUAAUGCACUUGUUUAAAGUAUCUAAAUUUACAGGGUACAUGGCUCAGGAUUUGUUGCAUUGUUGUCAUUUUUCUCUUUGAAUACUAAUAAAA